AUGGCUCUGAGACGAGAGUUCAAGGCAAAGUUAAAAAACCCGGGGAAGGGACUUGGAGGGGUAGGAACCUCUCCCUUGGGGGUAAGGAUAGCCCGGGGACCCUCUCCUUCCCGCAAGGAGGUCCAGCCCCUGGAUGACCGAACAAAAUCAAGCUGUCUGCAGAGAGCAAUGAGUGGAAGAGCAUGGGGGCCAAACACGAAGGCCCCAGCUUGCAGCAAGGGAUGCCACAAAACCCAUGAGGGUAAAGACAACCCUCCUCGCUACAGGCAGAGGCAUUGCAUCAGGGGAGCACUAGCACGGCCCUGGGGGAAGGACAGUGCACAUAGGGAAGAGGCAAUGAGCUUUCUGACAGAUAGCCCAAGUUUGGGAGGGGUAGCCCCUAAUCCAGAUAAACAUAGAGCCCAAAAUUUCUUAGGAGGAAAUGCCCGGGCCCUAAGGAAAGGCCCCGGUGAAACCAGAACUUCGCAAAUUCCCCAAACAAGCAACAGCAAGCCCCCCCUCAUCUCAUUAUCCUCCAAGCACCAGCGCCCCCCUCCAAAUCCUUACCUCCAUCCAUGGUUCGGAUUUUUCCCACACUGGCAUUGCCCCCCUGCACCCUACCCUGACCGUGGGGUCCUUUGCCCUCAGGUUAGCCGGGGCACCACCGUUUUCCAGGGGGAGAAGUCCCUGCACGGGGGCGCCACGAUGGCGCCGGACAGGGACCUUUACCGCUCCCAACUCCCGUUAGCCCAGUGGUUUGCAGCCGGGGGCGGGGGCCUCGCCGACCCACUUUGGGGAGGGUUCUUUAUUCCUUCUAACCGGGCCGCUGUCGGUUUCCCCUGGGGAAGUAGCUCCCGGGCCUCCCCCCCGUCACCGCACCUCCCGGCGAUCACGGGUUUCCCUUUUGUCGGGCUUGGGCCGUCGCUCCUCCACCCGCCCUUAUCCCGGAGCUUCUCCGGGGGGUUCCCCGAGGGAGCUCCCCCGGGGGGUUCCGGCGGCAGCUCUCCCGGGGGGUCCUGGCAGGCAGCUCCCGGGGGGUCUCGGCAGGCAGCUCCCCCGGGAAGUCCUCGGCGGCACCCGGGAGGUCCUGGCAGCAGUCCUCCGAUUCCCCGGCAGGCAGCUCCCCGCAAGCCUCGGCAGGGAGUCCCCGGAAAAAUCCUCGGCAGGCAGCUCCCGGCAUCCUCGGCAGGAGUCCCCGGCAUAUUCGGAGGAAAUCCUCCGGCAAUCCCCGGAGGCAGCCCUCCCAUAUCCUCGGAGGCGCUCCUCCGGGAAGUCCUCGGCGGCAGCCCCCCGGCAAGUCUUCGGGGCGCUCCUCCCGGCAAGUCCUCGGCAGCAGCUUCCGGAAGUCCUCGGCAGGCAGCUCCUCCGGCAUAUCCUCGGAGGCAGUCCUCCGGGAAAACCUCGGAGGCAUCCCGGGAUAUCCUCGGCAGGCGCUCCUCCCCGGGGAAGUCCGGCAGGCAGUCCUCCGGAAGUCUUCGGCAGGAAAUCCCCGGGAAGUCCUCGGCGGCAGCUCCCCCGGCAAGUCCCCGGCAGGGAGCUCCUCCCGGGAUAUCCUCGGCAGGGAGUCCUCCGGAUAUCCUCGGCGGGGCUCCUCCGGUAUACUGGAGGCAGUCCCCCGGGUAUCCCCCGGCAGGCAGUCCUCCGGCAUAUCCCGGCAGGCAGUCCCCCGGGGAUAUCCUCGGGAGCAGCCCUCCGGCAUGUCUCGAGCAGCUCCUCCGGAUGUCCCGGCAGAGCUCCUCGGCGUCGUUCCCCCCAGCCCCUUGGGGGCACCCCCGCGAAGGUCGUUCGGUGCAUGCAUCACCCACAGUUGCUUCCGCGCGUCCCGGCAGGAGUUCUUUUUGCGCGUCCCCCGGGGGCAGUUUCCUGUGGCCCGGCGGGGAGUUUUUCCCCGGCGUCCCGGGGGAGGCGUUCCCCCGGGGGAAGGGGACGAUCACCCGGGGCGUUGGGCAGGCGAGACUCAUCCGGGCGUCCUGGGGGGCAGGCGAGAUCAUCCGGGGUCCUGGGCAGGCGACACCAUCCGGUGGUCCCGGGCAGGCGACGACUCACCGGGCGUCCCGGGGAGGCGAGAAUCAUCCCGGGGCUCCUGGGCAGGCGACGAUCAUCGGUGCGUCCCGGGCAGGCGACGACUCACGGCGCGUCCCGGGCAGGCGACGACUCAUCCCGGGGCGUCCCGGGCAGGGACGACUCACCGGCGCGUCCGGGGAGGCGACGAUCAUCCGGCGCCCGGGCAGGGGGACGGGCUCACCGGUGCGUCCUGGGCAGGCGAGACCACCGGCGCGUCCCCGGCAAGCACGACUCAUCCCGGGGCGCCGGGGAAGCGACGAUCAUCCCCGGGGGUCCGGGGAGGUAGCCCCUUCGACAGCCCGAUGCUCACCAUCUCCUGGGCAUGCAUCCCCGCCAAUGGUCGUUCGGGUGCACAUCUCGCACCCACCCGUUUUCCAAACGGACAUAACGGGGUUCCCCCGCGACGGGUUUGGGCAGACGGAACGCUCCCGGUGCGACUCUGUGGACAGGUCCUUGGCCAGCGUUUCUCCGGGGCUUGAGUUUCCCGGACGACGUGCCCCUCGCAUCACCUUCCCUUCACGGCCUCAUGGGCCGUUUUUCCGACCCUUGACCUGGGAAGGGCCCAAUGUCAGUUUUCAAGGGGAAAUUGUCCCCCACCGGGAGAAGGCCAAUCACGGGUACCUGGGACCGCCCCACUUUGACCCAGUAAACAUCGCGGAAAGGGCGGGUAUGUUUGGGAAGGCGACAAUCACAGGAAGCUACUGCGCCCCCCAGCUCCCGAGAAAAUCGUCAGAAGGACAGCAGUGCCCAAGAUGA
Molecule: messenger RNA, 2799 nt
Organism: Penaeus monodon (black tiger shrimp)
Lineage: Eukaryota; Metazoa; Arthropoda; Malacostraca; Decapoda; Penaeidae
Product: collagen alpha-1(I) chain-like
Exons: 9
Coding region: 1-2799 (932 amino acids)
Source: RefSeq, a predicted model, not a curated record